Messenger RNA from Uloborus diversus, 621 nucleotides. RefSeq names its product DNA-directed RNA polymerase III subunit RPC9-like. NCBI's taxonomy places the organism in Eukaryota, Metazoa, Arthropoda, Arachnida, Araneae, Uloboridae. Gene Ontology annotation, molecular function: nucleotide binding. Gene Ontology annotation, cellular component: RNA polymerase III complex. Gene Ontology annotation, biological process: transcription initiation at RNA polymerase III promoter. The record is from RefSeq and is a predicted model, not a curated record.
AUGUCAGACUACAGACCAACUUUUUGCUGUGUCUAUAUUUUUAGGUUGAAUGAAAAUGCUGCUUUGCUUUCUAAUACAGAAGUAUUGAUGAUACUUGAAAAUUUAAAAGCUGAUUUAAAAGGUUCAAAAUAUGGACUACAAAAUGCUAAUGAAGGACCCAACAACUUAGUGAAAAAGGAGAAAGGCUUACAGAGACUGAAUACUAUUGUUUAUGAAACUGUUAAAUACUUGGAAGAAAUGCCAUGUGCUACUCAGAAUGCAGAAUCUGUGCAGACUUUCUUAACAGCUAUAAGUGCAUACAGUUUAACAAAGGGUGAGAAACUGCAACUGUUGAAUCUACGCCCAACCAGUUUAGUGGAAGUUCAGUUGCUGAUAGAAGAAAGCGAAGAAAGAUUUACUGAAGAUCAAAUGAAUGAAAUUCUUGCUGUCAUUAGCGAUACACUCCCUCCGGCCCCAAAUUCAGAAAGUCAAGCACCAUCGGAGGCUGAUUAUGACGAGAAUGGUUAAAAUGUGUGUCCUAUCAAUUUUAAUCAUGUUCCAUUUUCAUGAAAUUGUAAAUAAAAUUCAUAUUGUAAUACAAUGCUUAAUGAUUCAAAGCAGCUGUCUUUAUUAUUAAAAAAA